Messenger RNA from Pleuronectes platessa (European plaice), 4516 nucleotides. RefSeq names its product v-maf avian musculoaponeurotic fibrosarcoma oncogene homolog F (gene maff). Gene Ontology annotation, biological process: regulation of transcription by RNA polymerase II; regulation of epidermal cell differentiation. Gene Ontology annotation, molecular function: RNA polymerase II cis-regulatory region sequence-specific DNA binding; DNA-binding transcription factor activity, RNA polymerase II-specific. The transcript is spliced from 3 exons. Gene Ontology annotation, cellular component: nucleus. Lineage: Eukaryota; Metazoa; Chordata; Actinopteri; Pleuronectiformes; Pleuronectidae. The record is from RefSeq and is a predicted model, not a curated record. The coding region runs from base 1545 to 2021 and encodes 158 amino acids.
AACUCAACUAAAUCUGACUUAACUCACAUGACUCCCGUUUGGUUCCUCCCCCCUUCACGUCUACUUGGGAGUGUUUUUUCUCUGGAAGUGCUGGAGUCAGCAGAACAAUCUAAGUGUUGUCUUUUACAUAUGUGGGUCACUGUGGCCACACACACUUUGAUCUGACAGCCAUAAACAAAAAGGUCACUGAGGAAGACUUUCCCUUUAGCAAGUCAACUCAGGUGACAACAGACGAAAUGGAUGUCAAAUAUAAAUACCUAACUUAACUUCAAAUGGAUCCUGACUCCAAUCCUCUUUUAUCAGGGGUAUAAAUGUGUUAAACUUUAAUAUAUCUCAAUGAAAAAGCAGACAGAAAUCCAACCCAGCCUGCGAACGUAACACUUUAUUGCCUAAAGUCAUAGACUUCAAGUUCUAACAUCACAACAACAACAGAUUUUCCCACGAGUUUCUUUGAAAACAAACAGCACAUCCCGUUCUUUAUAAAUGUAAUUGUUGAAAGGUUUACAGGAGUUACGAGGCCAAAACGAGAUGUCAAAGAUCACAUAUAUGCUCUGGAAGCUGCAAAUGACUGUAAUCAUGAGGCGGUGAAAUUUAGCUGCAGCAUUACCUCGUCUAGAUCGGCCUGUUCCUCAAAGAAAAGUGAUAGUUGGCUCACUAAGCUGCCAAAAGCUCAACAGUAACACAGGGCUGUAUUUUUGCCACGCUACGUAUAUGUGGUAUCACAAGUUUUGUCGUCAAGUUUUUUCUUACUCUCUCCUCCACUCUCUGUAGGCGACAGUGUGACAAAACAAAAGCCCACCCACUCUUAAUAUUGCGAAAGCAAACAGAGUAACCUUAAUGAAAAGCCCAGUGGGGAAAACACCCUGGGGCUUGAUAAAGUCAAGGUUGAACUUGUUGGUCUCGAUUGAAUAUUAACGGGAAGAGAUAUUUUAGCCAUUCAGCUGAAACAACCUCAGGCUGAAGUGCAGAGUCAUUUCUAUCAACACUGUAGUGAUCCGAGCUCCACAGCUGAGGGGGAAGAAAAAAGGAAAAACAGAUCUAGUUGGCCCGCGUCGAGGUUGGACUUUAAUCCCACAUAACAACAUUUGUGAGCUGACCUUAAGAGGAGUGCAGGAAGUCCCAGCGUGGCGUGUGCUAACUGCUCAAUGAGAGAGAAAUUUCCUAAUAGAGUAGUGUUAAGGCGGAACCGACUCAAACACACACUGUUACUGCUGCUGGUUGGAAGAAGAAUCACCCAGGUCCACCUUUAAAUGCUCUUGUUAAUUUGUUACAUCUGAUUUAGUCUCCCUUCAGGUUCAGUAAAUAUGAUGAUUGGACACGUUUAACACGCUGAGCACAGUCGAUUUCCUACAAAAAUAGUUGCCUGCUCUUGUUUGGACUUUUCCCACAAUGAGAGCUUUGAACGGUUGGUGCUGUGUUGACAAGAGGAAGUGCAAAGGGAAUUGGUUAGGGCACCUGCUUUGUGCAACCGAAGGACGGACUCAUGAGUGUCUGUAUCUGUGUUGACUGGUGCUUGGGGGGUAAAAGCUGAAGACAUUUGGAUCAUGACGACAGAAAGAAACAGCAAAGCCCUGAAGGUGAAGCAGGAAUGUGGCGAGAAUGUGCCCGUCCUCUCAGACAGUGAGCUCAUGUCCCUCACGGUACGGGAGCUGAACCUCCACCUGCGCGGCAUGUCCCGCGAGGAGAUCCAGAAGCUGAAGCAGCGGCGCCGCACCUUAAAGAACCGGGGGUACGCCGCCAGUUGCCGGGUCAAACGGGUUUCCCAGCGCGAGGCCCUGGAGCAGCAGAAAAUGGAGCUCCAGAGGGAGGUGGAUAGACUCGGCGCAGAGAACGCCGGCAUGAGGAAAGAGCUGGAGGGCCUCGGCGCGCGCCUGGCCGCUCUCCAGAGAUUUGCCAGGGGUCUGGAGGCCGGCGGGGGCAACCUGCUGGCCACGGCGCCGCGUCUCAACACCGCCUCCGUCAUCACCAUCGUCAAGAGUCCACCACAGCCUCAGGCACAGAGAGAACACGAGCCGUCCUAGAAGGAGCUGCUGGGACCAGACUUGGGGAGGGAUGCACAACCUGCAAUGCAAACACACAUUCAUACACACACACCCGCAGGCAUACAUGUACUAUACACAUGCUAAAGAAUAGGAAGACAAAUAGGAAAAUUAGCAGGAAUAUACUAAAUCCUUGUGUGCGUCGAGCCCCGUUCACAUGACGACGGGCGUCACUCAGCCGUGUGUGUGACACGGCGCCGACAGUGCGGCGUGUGACAUCAUCGCAACGACAACAGCUACGUUUCAUUUUCUAAAGCAACAGCUGAGAAUUCAUCCAGGACAAGUGGAGGUGUCCUCUACUUCAUGCUAUUUUUUUAUAAUGCUAUAGCUUAGCCCGACUGAAAUUUACUCAAGUGGGUUUGUUGAGAAACCCAAGAGCUCAGUUAUGUUCAGAACAACGCAGCAUGUGCAUUGUGAGCGAGGCGUCGGGCACAGGCGUGUGCAGAAUCCUCACAACUCGAAACAGUCGACUGACUAAACUCACUGGACUGAAGCCGGAACAGAGUUACUGUACAUCUCCCACCACUCAACGAAUCCAGUCCACGCCAGUGCUCCCUGAACGUGCUGCCGAACGACCAGCUUCAGCCUCUCCCCUGUUUUCAGUUUAUGGCACCUGACCAACAAGCAAAAAAAGAAACGCCAGGGUGGAGCUGACGUAUGCCAUGCGCUGCUUCCUCUAGCUUGACAAACGUCUGCAUUCCUGGUACAGUUGUAGUCUGAAGCUAGCUAGUGUUUCCUCAUAAGCAGGCCAGGGUCAUGUGUUGCUGUUAGCAUGUAAGAGAAUGUUUCACUGUAUGAAUCACUUAGUCAUUAACGCAGAAUUUCUCAACUUCAGCGUCACUUGAUAUCCAGGCAGGGGCAACGGGGGAUUCCCCAGACUCCACACUCGCAUUCUGACAUUUCCUUCAUUCUUUCAAAAAAAACAAAAAAAAAAACACAGCAGUAUGCUACCUAACAGCUCCCGUAGCAAUGAGGCCACGAGGAUUUUGGAAUCAAAUAGUUUUUACACACUCCAGAAAACAGGUUGAGAAUCGCUGUGUUCAUGAAUUCAAAACGGUUCAUUAAGUGAAAUGUCUUAGUUUUGGGUUUUUCAGUCUCCCUUCCUGUUCUGGCCCUUGGUUCGAGGAGAAAGUUCCGUACGACUUGUGUACACAUUUCCCACAUUACUGCAGUGCCUUCAGUGUAUGUCGGAGUUAUAAUAAUGGAAACCUAAGAGAGAGAAGGUUGAAAGACUGUAAUCGCUCCUUCUUACCUGUUCAUGAUCACACAUUUCCUUUUUUUUCUCUUUACAAUUCCUCCUUUAAACCACCCCACUACUCGUUUCACGAUCCCCUAAUUUUGAUACACUUUGCUGCGGCUUCCCUCCUUUUUCUAUAUCUGCUAGACUCCCAACAACAGAUGUUGGUCAUUUUGCCAAAAACGUGUCAAAGCGGAGUCGCAUCUGGUCGGUAUUACACACUCACAAACGAUGCAAAUCCUCUGCAAACAUUCCCGGUUUUGUGUUCUUAUUUGUAAUGUUUGUAUGUGCCGUUGAGAGACGAAAAUGUUGAGUGACAUUUAUCAGAGAUAUAUUCUAUAUUUUAUUUGUAUUUAAAGGUAGAUAUUAUUAAAAAGACAAGCUAACGAGUGCUGUGAUGUUCUGUUUUCGGACGUACUUAUGACUAGUCUGGGGAUAUUCUCAUGUCUAAUAAUUGUGUUGUGUGGCGACGGUGAUUACUUUGCGAAAAUGUUAAUUAUUAGCUCAGUAGAAGUAUGCUCAAAGCCAAUGGCCAUAUUGCUGUAUGAUUUAUUUUUGUGUGUGUGUUUUUUGCCAUGUUUGUACUGGCGUGUCAUAGUGGAUUCUUGGAGGGAUAUUAUUUUUCUAUGAUGGUUUAUAUGUUAUUUGUGUGAGGAAAAAAUUAAGGUCACUUCUGAAUUGGCCAGGGUGGGCAGAAACCCGGGAUGUCGGGUGGGAGGGCGCGGAGAGAGAAAGAUGGCGAAGGGGAGGAGACGAGAGAGGGCGGAGCUGUUGUUGGCUGAUGGAGAAAGAAAGUAGAAUGAAGGAAAAAGGCGGGCUGGGAAAGGAAGGCGGUGAGAGGUGGCGUUUGAUUCACUUGAAACCCUCGGUCGGUCGUCGGCCUGUUUGAGUCGAGUGGAGCUCAAACAGGCCUGGAUCUCAUAGAGUCUAGGCCACUGAAUAGUGCUAGCAAUAUCGUUUCUAAGCAGGCAUUGCAACACAUUAGACUGUGUUGACAAAUAACUCCUUUAAGAUAUGAGGCAUAUAUUUAGCUAUAUGAAUAUCAGUGUGGCAAAGCAUUUAUUCUCAAUAUUUUAAUGUCUCACAUCUGUCAACUUGUGCUGGAUGUUUUGUAAUACUUGCAAAACAAAAAUGGUCUUUGUAUUUAUUACCUGUAUUUUUUCUAUUGUGAAAAUUUAAGUACAUUGUCUAUUUUAAAUAUUAAUUAUAAUAAAUGUUGUACAUAUUGUACAUAAAAUGG